UGUACACACGUCACACACGAUCGCCGCACAACAAACAACGGGGAAGUAAAAUCGAGAGAAUAUUGCCAAAUUAAUUUCUUGUUGAUUGCCAAAAUGUCUGCUCAGCUCUUCAUUGGAAGGUUGAGUAAGCAGACUCGACAAAGAGAUGUCGAAGAUGUGUUUAUGAAGUACGGACCGAUGCAGAGAUGCGAACUGAAAUACGGGACUGGAAUGGCCUAUGCCUUCAUUGAUUAUGAAGACCCCCGGGAUGCGGAGGACGCCCAGAAGUUUGAAGAUCGUCAGGAGAUUUGUGGGCAGAGCAUCGUGGUUGAGUGGGCGAGAGGGCCAAAGCGAGGGGUGAGCGAUGAUGAGUGUUAUAAGUGUGGUGGGAUAGGCCACUUUGCCCGAGCUUGUCGCAGCGAUACCAGAGGUUACCGUGGCGGAUUUGGGGGAUAUGGUCGUUCAAGAUAUCGUUCGAGAUCACGUUCUCGUUCCAGAGAUCGGAGGCGACGUAGUAACUACCGCUCAAGAAGUCGCAGUCCAGUCAGGAGGCGGAGUCGCAGCCCCCCGCGGAGACGUAGCCGCAGUCCGCCCCGUAGGCGUAGCCGUAGCCCCGUGAGCCGACGCAGCCGGAGCCGUGAUCGUAACAUCAAAGGAAAACGAAGGAGUCACAGUCGUUCGAACAGCCCGAAACGCAGUCGCAGCCCCCGCCGUAGCAGAUCACCGCACAACAGCAAAUCACCGAGGCAUAGUCGCACACCACGUCGCAGCCGUAGCGCUACCCCGCGACGCAGUCGCACCAAAAGCCGCUCAAACAGCCCCGCCCGAAGUCGCAGCGGUGAGCGGAAUGGCAACAAACAACAGCGAUCAAGAGGGAGUGAUGACUCGGACUGAGCCGGUUAAAAAAUCUUGUUCUUAAAGUUUUUAAGGGGGCUUAUAAAGCUGUUAAAGGCAGUGGACACUAUUGGUAAUUACUCAAAAUAAUUUUUAGCAUCAAACCUUACUUGGU
Molecule: messenger RNA, 988 nt
Organism: Asterias rubens (European starfish)
Lineage: Eukaryota; Metazoa; Echinodermata; Asteroidea; Forcipulatida; Asteriidae
Product: serine/arginine-rich splicing factor 6-like
Exons: 9
Coding region: 94-873 (259 amino acids)
Biological process (GO): mRNA splicing, via spliceosome
Cellular component (GO): nuclear speck; ASAP complex; cytoplasm
Molecular function (GO): zinc ion binding; mRNA binding
Source: RefSeq, a predicted model, not a curated record